Molecule: messenger RNA, 393 nt
Organism: Triticum turgidum subsp. durum (durum wheat)
Lineage: Eukaryota; Viridiplantae; Streptophyta; Magnoliopsida; Poales; Poaceae
Source: the annotation of a GenBank genome assembly
AUGAAGCAAGACGAAGAAGAGGCAUAUCCUACUACUUUGUCACAUCAAAUAAAGUUCGGGAAGAAAACCCACCCUGAGUGUGCUCGAUUCUCACCCGAUGGCCAGUACCUUGUUUCAUGCUCAGUGGAUGGAAUCAUCGAAGUCUGGCAUUAUGUCAGCGGCAAGCUGAAAAAGGAUCUUCAAUAUCAAGCCGAUGAAAGCUUUAUGAUGCACGAGGAUGCUCUGCUCUGUGUUGAUUUUAGUAGAGAUUCUGAGAUGCUGGCAUCUGGAUCACAGGAUAGAAAAAUUAAGGUUUGGCGUAUACGAACUGGCCAGUGCUUGCGACACCUCGAGCGUUCACACGCAAAGGUGUUACAAGUGUUACAUUUUCACGUGAUGGAACUCAGAUACUGA